AGCGAGUUUUUUGCCUUUUGAACUGAGUUCAAGAUAAUUAAAGUCAAGGGCUAGAAAAAGGGAGGGGGACGGUAGUAGAAAUACCAGCAUAAUAAGCAGUAUGACUGUAGCGCUUUGUAAAUUAACUCAAUUAAAGAAAGCCUGAUUUUUAACGGGGUUAACAUGGUGAGAAGUGCAGCCCUCAUUAAACUGAGCUGCUAGAGGAGUUUCUAAUUAAGUCAAAAUUGUCUCGGUUGUUUCACACUUAAAGCCACAUAAAACAGUGCAUGUGCAUAUGUGUGUGAACACAUGCACACGUGCGUGUCUUGUGGUUUUGCAUGUGCUUCUGUAAAAGGAGAGAGGCAAAAAGAAAAAAAAAGACAAGGUGAAGUGUGAGAACUGGAAAGAACCAAGGGAGAGAGAAAGUAAUAAAAGGAGGAAAAGCUAAAGGGAGAGAGAGGAAUUGAAGGUUGAGAUUCUAUGAGAGAGAGAGAGAGAGAGAUUUUUCCUUGUCUUGGAGCAAUGACCAAACAGCUGCAGGCUGGCCUGCUACAGUGGGUCACUCUCAUUUGCCUGGGCUCCUGUCUCCUCCCUGUAUUCCAGGCUCAAUUUCCUCGGACCUGCAUGACUGUGGAAAGGCUAGUAUCCAAAGAGUGCUGCCCCCCUCUGGGUGCGGAACCUGCCAACACAUGUGGCAUACUAGAGGGGCGAGGACAAUGUGCAGAGGUGCGGGCAGAUGCUAGGCCCUGGAGUGGCCCCUAUGUGCUCUGGAACCAGGAUGAUCGUGAGCAGUGGCCUAGGAAAUUCUUCAACCGGACAUGCAAGUGUACAGACAACUUUGCUGGCUAUAACUGUGGAGAAUGCAAGUUUGGCUGGACAGGUUCCAACUGCAAUCAAAAGAAGCCACCAGUCUUUCGGAAGAAUAUCCAUUCUUUGACUCCUCUAGAGAGAGAGCAAUUCUUGGAUGCCUUGGACCUUGCAAAGAAGACCAUCCACCCAGACUACGUCAUUACUACUCAGCAUUGGCUGGGCCUGUUGGGGCCUAAUGGAACUCAGCCACAAAUUGCCAACUGUAGCAUUUAUAACUUCUUUGUGUGGUUACAUUAUUACUCUGUCAGAGAUACACUAUUAGGACCAGGGCGACCAUUCAAGGCCAUAGAUUUCUCCCACCAAGGGCCUGCAUUCCUUACCUGGCACAGGUAUCAUUUAUUGUUGCUGGAAAGAGAUCUUCAGAAACUCACUGGCAAUGAGUCCUUUGCACUACCUUACUGGAACUUUGCCACAGGAAAGAAUGAAUGUGAUGUCUGUACAGAUGAGUUGUUUGGUGCAUCAAGAUUGGAAGACUCAACCUUGAUUAGUCAGAAUUCAAGAUUCUCCCGCUGGGAAAUUGUUUGUGACAGCUUAGAUGACUACAACCGCCAAGUCACCCUGUGUAAUGGAACAAAUGAAGGUCUGUUGAGAAGGAAUCAAGGAGGAAGGACCAAGGAGCAGUUGCCCACCAUGGAGGAUGUCCAGGCCUGCCUUUCUCUUGAAGAGUUUGACAAUCCUCCUUUCUUCCGGAAUUCUAGCUUCAGUUUUAGGAAUGCCCUGGAAGGAUUCGAUAAAGCAGAUGGGACCUUUGAUUCAACAGCAACGAGCCUUCAUAACCUGGUUCAUGCUUUGCUGAAUGGCACUAGUGCUUUGCCCCAUUCUGCUGCAAAUGACCCCAUUUUUGUGGUCCUUCAUUCCUUUACUGAUGCCAUUUUUGAUGAGUGGAUGAAACGCUUUAAUCCUACUAUCAAUGCCUGGCCUCCAGAGCUGGCACCCAUUGGUCACAAUCGGAUGUAUAAUAUGGUCCCUUUCUUCCCUCCUGUGACAAAUGAAGAAUUCUUCUUAGCUGCAGACCAACUUGGCUAUGAUUAUGCCAUUAACUUGCCAGCUGCAACUUCAGGGAAAGCUACCCAAGAUCAGACUAUAAUCCUGUCAGUUAUCGGGGGAGGCCUAGUAGCAUUAGUGGCCUUGUCUAUGCUACUAGUUCUCCUUCAGUAUAGAAGACAUCGGAAAGGUUUUGCACCCCUGAUGGAGACCAGGUUCAGCAACAGGAAAUAUACAGAAGAAGCCUAGCACUGAAAACAUUUUCAGCUAAACCUCGGAAGAAAGAGCCUGGUUAAGUUGUAAGGCAUUAGAUUGGUUACUGGUUCUGUUCUGACUUGGAUAUUGAAAAGAUUAAUUCCCAGGGAGCUAAUUAAAUUGUUCUUUCUUUCACUAAACAUGUCAUUGGCAUGGGUCUUCUUAGUGUGGCAAUGUUCCAAAACUUAGGAGAUACUUCACUUUUCUUUGAAUAAACUCACAGGUAGAAUACUUGGGAAGUUUCUGUUGCUAAAUAAAGGUAGAGCUUGUGAUUUUUGUCUCAAGACAGUCACUCCCCACACAUCUCAAUCUUCAGUCAUCUGAGGACACCAAGAUAUGAAGAGGAGAAAGUCACUUAGAAUUUGAAGACCAUAGAAUUUUAGAGAUGGAAGUUAUAUUAGCAAUAUGCCCUUCUUUUUUUUUUUUUUGCGGGGCAAUGGGGGUUAAGUGACUUGCCCAGGGUCACACAGCUAGUAAGUGUCAAGUGUCCGAGGUCGGAUUUGAACUCAGAUACUCCUGAAUCCAGGGCCGGUGCUUUAUCCACUGCGCCACCUAGCUGCCCCUGAAAUAUGCCCUUCUAAAUGGGCAAAUGACAUACAAAUGAAUUGAAAGAUCUUUUCUUAAGUUGAUUACUCUCCUCUAGAGGAAUUGCAUUUAAUUUUAUAUGAAAUUAAAAUAAAAUUUCCACUUGGAUCUUCAAAUUGCUACAACCCAUUUUGUUUUCUCAGUGUGAGGACAAAGAAGGAAAGAGAAGUUAUAAUCUCAAACAUACAAAGAUACACACAAACACACAAAUACAUAUGUACCUACAUAUAUAAUAUUUAAGCUGGCAGUUGGGUUUUCCCCAAUUAAUUACUUUUAUCUUCGAUUUAAUUAUAUCAGAAUAAGUUCCUGAUAUACCCCAUACAAUCUUGAAUUCUCCAA
Molecule: messenger RNA, 3012 nt
Organism: Dromiciops gliroides (monito del monte)
Lineage: Eukaryota; Metazoa; Chordata; Mammalia; Microbiotheria; Microbiotheriidae
Gene: DCT
Product: dopachrome tautomerase
Exons: 8
Coding region: 460-2082 (540 amino acids)
Biological process (GO): positive regulation of neuroblast proliferation; developmental pigmentation; ventricular zone neuroblast division
Cellular component (GO): melanosome
Molecular function (GO): dopachrome isomerase activity; oxidoreductase activity
Source: RefSeq, a predicted model, not a curated record